Talaromyces stipitatus ATCC 10500 is the source of this 1680-nucleotide messenger RNA. RefSeq lists its product as uncharacterized. The record is from RefSeq and is a predicted model, not a curated record. The transcript is spliced from 4 exons. The coding region runs from base 1 to 1680 and encodes 559 amino acids. NCBI's taxonomy places the organism in Eukaryota, Fungi, Ascomycota, Eurotiomycetes, Eurotiales, Trichocomaceae.
AUGCCCAUUUCUAGUAGCUUAGGAUUAGGACCUAUUAACAGGAAUAGCCUCACGGAAUUCCCUGGUAACAUACGAUUACCUAUUUGGGACGGCGGUGCUACCUUUGAGACCCAGGAUGCUGCUAUGAAAUUCCUUAAUAGCUUUACCAAGACUUAUGGAUAUACAUUGGUCACAAAGAGAUUCAAAACGCCAAAAGAAGGUGGCCCUAUUUACCGAGUUUACCUUCAGUGCAGCCGCGGAGGAGUAUAUCGUGAGCGUACCAACAAAAAGACACGUGUCAGAGAGACAAGCACACAGUGUAUAGGAUGCCCAUUUAGACUUAUCUUGCGCCAUAACAAGCACGCAGAUUGCUGGUGUCUUGAUCUUACAGAUCCAAGGCAUAAUCACCAUUCAGCAACUGGAUCAACACUUGCUUCGUUACGCCAUGAAGAGAUAGAAUCUAAGGAGACUCAAAUUAAGUCUUAUUUGGAUUCGAAAAUGUCAACAAAUCAAAUCUUAUCAACCCUCUAUAAAGAAAAUCCAGAAUCGAUUAUCAAGCCAAGAGAUAUCUACAAUAAGAAAAGGAAACUGCGAGAUGAUUUCCUUGAUAGCAAGACACCAGUCCAGGCCCUUAUUAGUGUUAUUCCAGAUAAUGGUGAUUGGAUAAUUAACUAUGGAACAAGUGAUACAAAUACACUACUUGCUAUAUUCUAUAUACAUAAAACUUCACUCGAGAUGCUCCGCCAAAAUUCUAACAUUCUAUUCAUGGAUUAUACCUACAAAACAAACCAAUAUAAGAUGCCGCUCUUGGAUAUCGUAAGUUGUACAGCAUGCAAUAAGAUGUUUUAUGCAGGAUUUGGCUUUAUGUUAGAUGAAAAGGAAGAGAGCUACAAGUUCAUCUUAGAAUGCUUAGCUAAGGUCUAUGCUCAAGCAAAUCUCCCGUUGCCAAACUGUAUCCUGACUGAUAAAGAUAUGGCCUUAAUGAAUACAAUCCCCACUGUUUUUCCAAUGGCAGACAAUAUCAUCUGUCUUUGGCAUAUUGAAAAGAAUAUUCUUACACAUGUCCAUCCUAUUCUUACGAAUAAAGUGCUUCAUACAAUCUAUUUUGGAGACCCAGCCGCCACAAAGAAGGAUGUCACAUACCAGCUAACCAUAUCCCGAAAUGAAUUAGCCCACUGGACACUAAAACGUGACCUUCAAGUCUCUACAAACGAUCUCCUAGAGACAUUUGAAUCAUUUGACCGUACUGUGACCCGUCAACAUGUUAUAAUCAAGCAGACUCACGAGGAUGAUAAGGUUCUUAAUAUGAAGAAUGACUUUCUUGGCCCGACAAAGAAGCCAUUUAACCCAGAGUAUUCUGGAAUCACGAAACGGACCAUUGGCAUUCCUUGCAUUCAUAUAAUUAAGCACUGUAUCGAUAGUGAGGAGCCACUACAGCCAUAUCAUUUCCACCAGCACUGGCAGUUAUACUCUUCCGAAGAGUUGCCUCUAAUUGAUCCCCAUAUAAUAGUGCUCAACCCGGCGGUGGUCCAAGGUCGUGGUCGCCCCAGAGGCUCAAUCAACCAUCCAAUAGCCUCUCAGGCUAUAUCAAUACGGGAUUCUUCAAUACGGAGAGAGCUAUCAGCAUUCGAGCAUGUUAUUGCGCAGGGGAAUCUUAAUACUGGAAGUCGAGGCCGCAGGGGCAGGGGUCGUGGGGAAUGA